AGUCGAGCUCUCCUGAGGCUAGUGCUCGCGCAGUGACAGUAGUCUCGCUGCAGCCACACGGCUAUCUGUAUAUUUAAGUGCGCGCAAUUGCGAGUAAUGGCAAAAGUGCGCCGUGCGCGUCCCACAACACCAGCUGCAGCACUACAUACAAUACCUCACCACAACAGGCCGCACAUGCGCGUUAUCUGCUCCCGCUGACAUAACAGAGCGCGCGCGCGCGCGCGCCUAGUUCUGCGCGUUUUUUACACGAAAAACGGAGUAUAGCUUUUUUAGUCUCGCGAAAGCUCGCGAGCGAGACGUCGCGCGGUGUAGUACCGACAAAGUGCUGCGCGGACACACGAGCGUGUCAUAUAGACGGGACACGCGGGGCCGCGACCUACAGCCGCAGCUGAUGUGCCGCACACCUAGUUCUCAUUUCCUCGGCCCUUCGUGCGUCUUCUGCAGCCCACUGGUGGUUCGUGAUACACAGGGUUGUGUCUAGCGCGCCGCGCGAGAGAGAUGCCCGGCUGAAAGAUGAAGGCUGCGAGCAAGAGGAAAAUCAAUAAUCUAUGCGUGUUCAGACAGCGCACGAAAAAUGACGAUAACUCCGAGCUCUCGAUGGAUAUCGUGCUCACCGCCAGAAAGACGGGAAAGCUCUGUCUCUCCUCGAGGGCUCUCUCCUCAGUACCCGACAGAGUGUGGACUAUAAACGAGCUGACCGAGGAGGAAUUGAAGGAUUUGCAAGUCGACCUACGUAAUUCCGACAAUCAGAACAAAUGGUGGGAGUACGAGCCGCUGAAGUCGUUGGAUUUAAGUUCAAACAGCUUGACCAAGUUGAGCGAAGACGUCAAGUAUCUAGGAGAUCUAGUCAAUUUAGACAUACACGACAAUUUGUUGGAAUCGCUGCCCGAAGAAAUAGGCAGCUUGACGAAACUGAGAAAGCUCAAUCUGUCGUCGAACAAGCUGCGGACUCUGCCGUGCAAGUUUUUCAGUCUCGCGGAAUUGCGAUGCCUCGAUUUAAAAUCGAACCUGAUCAAAGAGUUGAGUCCUGCGAUCGGGGACUUGGUGAUGCUCGAGUACCUGAAUUUGUCAUCCAACGAACUGACGAGCCUGCCCGCCGGACUGGGCUAUUUGGUUCGCUUAAUCGCUCUGGAUUUAAAUCACAAUAAAUUAAAAGAACUUCCACCGGAUGUAAUGAGCAUGAGAGCUUUGAAAAAGCUCGACGUGAGCAACAACCGUCUGGAAGUCGUUCACCCUCUGGGCGAGUUGCGCAAAAUCGAGAGGCUCGAUUUCCACAUGAACAACCUGUCGAGUUUUCCAGACGUAAACGGCUGCACCUCGUUGCACGAGCUAUGCCUCUCUCACAACAGUAUUACCGAAAUAGACGUCAACUGUCUUGAGAGCCUGGGCCAACUCAAGAUCCUCAACCUGAGCAACAACGAGAUCGAGGUCAUACCAGAAGAAAUCAUUAUGCUGAUCAACGUCGAGCAGUUGGAUCUAUCUUACAACAAUAUUUCUGAGAUACCAGGCUGUGUGGGUGUGAUGCCAAAUCUGCAAAACUUCGCUAUCGACGGAAACAAAGUGAGGAACAUUCGUCGGGACAUAGUGUCGUGCGGAACGCCCCGAAUCAUGAAGCAUCUCCGACAGACCAUCAAUCCGACGAACACCGAGACGUCGAACUCGCCUCUGCGCGUCUGCAGUGCCAACAGCUACCCUGACAAGUACACAAUGAGAAACGCCAAGCUGUUGAGCCUGGUCGGGCAGAACCUAGCGGAGGUUCCCGACGAGCUUUUCGAAAAUGCCAAAGAAGCCGAAGUGACCUGCGUAGACCUAAGUAGAAACAAGCUGCAAGUGCUGACCGAUGCGAUGUCGAAGGUGACGAGCACGACGGAUCUGAAACUGUCGUACAACCUGCUCGCCGAGCUGCCCGAGUGGCUCGGAGAAAGUCUCGAGAGGCUACGGUACCUGGACCUGAGCAAAAACCUCCUGACCUCGCUGCCCGCCAGCCUCAGCCAGUUGCGGCUCUUGGUCGAGAUAAACAUCUCUUUCAACAAAUUCGAGGAGAUGCCGGAGUGUAUAUACGAAAUAGCGGGUUUGGAAAUCCUGAUCGCAAACGACAAUAAGAUGUCGUGCAUCAAUGUGCCAGCCUUAAGUAAUCUCAAGCGACUAGCGCAUCUAGAUCUUUCUAACAAUAACAUUGGAUAUGUUCCACCGGAACUUGGAAACCUCAAGAAUUUAAGAAUGCUGUCUCUAAGCGGAAAUUGCUUCAAGCAGCCGAGGCAGGCAACUCUAAUGAAAGGGACCGAAGAAAUCUUAGCUUAUCUUCGUAAUCGAAUUCCUACGCAAAUGUAAAUGCUUACUUCAACUCUACCACAAAUGAAGAAGUACAAACAGAUAUUACACAUUCUUAUAGGAUUUUCGAUGUAAUUUAAUUAAUUAUUGAUUACCCGUAUUUAUUGCUUUUACUUUUCAUUAGUCGCACGCGAAAAGCGAAACUCAUACAAAACUAUUUGAUAUAUCUCUAUGCGCCAACGCUACUAAAAUCGGUUUUACAAUGUCAUUAAGAUGUUAUAUUUAUCAUUCAAUAACGUAUUUUUCGUAAAUACUAUUGUAAUCAUUGAAGAAUGAUUUCUUUUGAACAAUUUUUCAUAAUAGAAACGUGAUUGUAGGUAGAGCCAACAGAAACACAACCGAAAAGUGCAAUUCGAAGUGAGAUAAGAUAUGUAUAAUAUAAAAACUGUGAAUUCUUUCGGAUUUCGUAAGUUUUAGUUUUUUAUUUAAUGUUUAAAACCGGAUUUUGACACAUAUAUUAUUCGUAUGCGGUUGUAUGUAUGUACGUCUGCAAAGUGUGAUUGUUUGUUAUAUGUUAUAUUCGUGAGAAAUAGAAGCCGUUUUGCAAUCUUUCGUAGGACAAAGUAGAUUUUUCGAAAAUUAUAGCGAUGUUGAAUUCUGUAACGUCAACGUACUAAAACGAGCAUUAUUUCUCUACUUUUUACAAUCGGUUUUGAUUUUCAAAAUAUAUAAUAGAUCAACGGAAAUAGUUAAAUAAAGAAAUGAGAAUUAUUGUUAAAAUAAAAAUAUUAUUUUAUUACCUA
Nasonia vitripennis (jewel wasp) is the source of this 3074-nucleotide messenger RNA. RefSeq names its product leucine-rich repeat-containing protein 40. The coding region runs from base 514 to 2331 and encodes 605 amino acids. NCBI's taxonomy places the organism in Eukaryota, Metazoa, Arthropoda, Insecta, Hymenoptera, Pteromalidae. The record is from RefSeq and is a predicted model, not a curated record. Gene Ontology annotation, molecular function: protein binding. The transcript has 9 exons.